This is a messenger RNA of Mercenaria mercenaria, 492 nucleotides long. RefSeq lists its product as uncharacterized. NCBI's taxonomy places the organism in Eukaryota, Metazoa, Mollusca, Bivalvia, Venerida, Veneridae. Bases 1 to 492 code for a protein of 163 amino acids. The record is from RefSeq and is a predicted model, not a curated record. The transcript has a single exon.
AUGAAAACAAGUGAUAUUGCCAUAAACACAAAUGAUUCAGCUAUGUUAAUUCUUACAUACGGAGAUAAUAUAACUGAAACCAAACUUUUUACAGAUGUUGACGAAGUCAUUCCAACAAAACCUAACUUGGAGGACUUUUGGAAUAUUGAGAGUCUUGGGAUUACAGAUACAUAUGACAAACCAGACGAUCAGGCAGCUAUGACACAUUUCAGGGAAACUCUACAGUUUGAAAACGAUAGAUAUCAGGUUACUUGGCCUUGGAGGGAUGAGUUUCCAGAUCUUCCAGAAAAUCGGGGAUUAGCAAAACAACCUGAGCUCUUGAAAAGAUAUGAUGAUGUUAUUAAAGAUCAGCUAGAAAAAGGAAUUAUUGAGAAAGUUGAUAGGGAGUUAAGUGACGGGUUAAGGCAUUACAUUCCACACCACGUUGUGAUCAAACCUGAAAAAAGUACGACAAAAAUGAGGAUAGUGUAUGAUGCCUCUGCAAAGACAUGA